GGAGAAAAGAUGGAGGGCCGGAACAGCGCCAUCUCCGCCGGUGUGUGCGGGGCCCUUUUCAUUGGGUACUGCAUUUACUUCGGCUGCAGGAGACAGAGUGACCCCAACUUCAAGAACAGGCUGCGAGAACGAAGAAAGAAACAGAAGCUUGCCAAGGAGAGAGCUGGACUUUCCAAGUUACCUGACCUUAAAUAUGCUGAAGCCGUUCCGAAAUUCUUCCUUGAAGAAAUACAGCUUGGUGAAGAGUUACUAGCUCAAGGUGAAUAUGAGAAGGGUGUGGACCAUUUGACAAAUGCAAUUGCUGUGUGUGGACAGCCACAGCAGUUACUGCAAGUGUGGCAGCAAACUCUUCCACCACCAGUGUUCCAGAGGCUUCUGACUAAGCUCCCAACAAUUAGUCAGAGAAUUGUAAGUGCUCAGAGCUUGGCUGAAGAUGAUGUGGAAUGAGAAACAAAUGUCAACAUAAUAAUCUCAAUUUAAAAAUAUUUUUAAAAUCUUAACUUGGAAGAUGAUCAGCUCUGGGGGAGUAAGGGCAAAUAAGCUUG
This is a messenger RNA of Mesoplodon densirostris (Blainville's beaked whale), 545 nucleotides long. RefSeq names its product mitochondrial import receptor subunit TOM20 homolog. The record is from RefSeq and is a predicted model, not a curated record. The coding region runs from base 10 to 447 and encodes 145 amino acids. Gene Ontology annotation, biological process: protein targeting; tRNA import into mitochondrion; protein import into mitochondrial matrix. NCBI's taxonomy places the organism in Eukaryota, Metazoa, Chordata, Mammalia, Artiodactyla, Ziphiidae. Gene Ontology annotation, cellular component: mitochondrial outer membrane; mitochondrial outer membrane translocase complex. Gene Ontology annotation, molecular function: transmembrane protein transporter activity. The transcript has a single exon.